GCUGCUGAGUUCCGGACUGAAGACACGCACUGGGACGUUCGCUCUCAACAGCCCUCUGGACUCUAUGAAGUGGUGGUUGUUUACGCACCCACAGACAGGACUCUCUGCCCGCGUUACGCGCAGCACGCGGUGGAUGUUUCUAUUCACUCUUUGGUCACUUGUUUAAGAAAUAAAGAGGAAAAAGGGGGGGAAAAAAAUUGGAGUAAGAGUCUGUAAAGGUGGACAUGCACCGGGACUGAGAGGCUUCUCCGUCCUUCGGGACAUUUUUUGAGGACGUCCCCAGCUGUUGUUUGGUGGCUGCAUGGAUUAUUUUGGAACAAGUAACGCACUCCGCACCGACAGCGCAGCGCCCUCUCUCAAAUGAUAUAUCUGCCCUUGGGAUCAACUGCGGAUCGUGUCAGUAAGCGGAUCGUGCUCAGCGAGAACACACACUCUCCACACUCUCGCCCCGGUGUCCCGGUCUCUUUGUUGACCCCCCAGGACCCACUUCGCCAGGCUAAGCGGCUCCCAAUCCGAGUCCUCAAGAUGUUGACUGCGCACACUGGACACUUGCUGCACCCGGAAUAUUUACAGCCUCUGACGUCCUCACCAGUGAGCAUCGAGCUGGACGCCAAGAAGAGCCCUUUGGCCCUGCUGGCGCAGACCUGCUCUCAGAUUGGUAAACCAGACCCUCCAUCCUCCUCCAAGCUGAGUUCCUCCGGCAGCCAGGGAGACAAGGAGUCCAGCAGUCGCUCAGCCAUCUCCAUCCUGAAGCUCGGGGAGCGCCGUCCCUCACUGGACGACAAAUCCAGCUUCAAGCCCUACAAUAAAGGUAACGGGGACAGUCACAAAGACGGAGUGACCAGCAGUGGCGAUAAAGUCGGGUUCAGAGUGCCCAGCAAUAAUGUGACCUCUAAUGGAAACUCUACCAGUGGCCAGCAGUCCUAUCCACCCCACGCUGCCUCACCAAGCUCUAGAGCCAAUAGCAGCUCCCCACCAGGACAAACUCAGCAGCACUCUCACAAACACAGCCAUUCCCCUGGUGGACAGUCCUCGUCACACACCCACACUCCCAAUGGAGACGCUGCACAUGAGCGAGGCAGUCCCACCAGCAUGAGCAGCAGCAAAAAAGACGCUGACGUAAACAAGGCCAACUCAGACAGUCCUCACCACGCAAACUCCAGCCACGUCAGAGCCAGCACCAACUGCAGUAACGGCAGCUCUGACGGCGGUUCCAACCACGAGGGAGGUAAAGCAGAGCCCGCCCAGCCUAACCUCACCUCUGGACAUAUUACACCCAUUUCCCCUUACAAGACCAGCCAACCACUCUUCUCCCUGCCCUCCUCUAACAUGGGCUACCAUGGAUCUGUCGUGGGAGCCUAUGCGGGCUACCCGUCUCAGUUUGUUCCCGGGCUGGACCCGACAAAAUCUAGUAUGGGCAUCCCCGGAAAGCACCCAAGCUCCAGCCCUCUCACAGGGGCCUCUCCUCCCUCCCUCAUGCAGGGUCUAUGCAGGGACCCCUACUGUCUAAGCUACCCAAGUGUAUCCCAUCUGGGUGGAAGCAACUGCAAUUCCUGCAUCCAUGACCCAUCCUCCUCCCUCAAAUCCAGCUUCCCAUUGGUGUAUCCCUCCCACCCUCUCCACUCUCUCCACCAAAGCUCCCUGUCAUCCUCCGCAACCUCUUCCCUCUCCCAUCCCCUCUACACAUAUGGCUUCAUGCUCCCUAAUGAUCCCCUGCCUCACGCGUGUAACUGGGUUUCAGCCGGAGGGCCGUGUGACAAACGUUUCGCCACUUCAGACGAGCUGCUGGCUCACCUCCGCACGCACACAGCCCUGCCAGUUGGGAUGGACAGUAAGCUGCUCGCCGUUUCCUCCUCUGGCCCGGCCUCCUGCCACCUUCACCUCCCUCAGCAGAGUAGUCCAGGCUCCAUGCCCAGCUCACUCUCUCUCAGAGCUCCUCCCAGUCUGGGUUUAGCUCGCUAUCACCCCUACGGCAAAGUCCAUCUGCCCCCUGGUCCCCCGUCCAUUUCCCUGCACUCUCUUCCCACCACAGGCCCGUACUAUCCUCAUUACACCCUCUAUGGUCAAAGACUGGGAUCUGCAUCUGCACUGGGAUACCAGUGAUACAACAUGGACUCACGUUGAAUUGUUUGACCAUUUGGGAAGUGUGCUUGUUUGCAUUUUGGUGGAGAGUUAGCUGAGAACACUGCUGUUGUUAUCUGUAAAAAAAAUAUAAGGCUAUAAACAGCUGCUACUUAGCUUAGCUUAGCUUAGCAAUGAACAAUGAAUCUGCAAAUGACUCGAGUCAUUUUUCAACAAAUAUUUGGUUUCAGCCAAAUUUUCAGAACUCAAACAUAUUUUAUUAUGUGGCCAUAAAACGUAGAAAAUACACCAAAUGUUUUGCAUUUUUGUUUGGAAAACAACUGAAAUGAAUCAGUGAUGAUCUAAACAGUUGCAAAUUCCCUUUUUUACCACUCAAGUAAUCAAUUUAUGGACAAAUAGUCAUGGCCACCGGUCAUAAACCUUUUACCUCUAGACAUAGUGAUGUCAGCUAGUCUCUCAGUAGUUGUUGACUGUAGCCUCAUAUUUACUAAAGAGACAGUAUCAGUGUUCUCAUUUAAUUCUACACCAGAGAGUCAAUCUUAUUUCCUACAAUGUCAAAGUAUAACUUAAAGUUAGUACUUAAACGCCGCAGACUUCGGCUGCCUGUGACUUCGGUCUGGAUUUAAGUGGAACAAUAGGAUGAGAAGUCCUGGAUUUUGACUUGAGAACAUCUCCACAUUUUCUUUACAUACAUAUAUAUAUAUAAA
Messenger RNA from Solea solea (common sole), 2789 nucleotides. Its product is annotated as zinc finger protein 703-like. The record is from RefSeq and is a predicted model, not a curated record. The coding region runs from base 361 to 2103 and encodes 580 amino acids. NCBI's taxonomy places the organism in Eukaryota, Metazoa, Chordata, Actinopteri, Pleuronectiformes, Soleidae. Gene Ontology annotation, cellular component: nucleus. Gene Ontology annotation, biological process: negative regulation of DNA-templated transcription. The transcript has 2 exons.